GCCGAGGUGAUGGCUGAACCAGCCUGUGACACUUCUCCUGCCCCAGGGUUGGAAAGUGCCGAGGCGAUGGCUGAAGAAGCUUGUGACAGGUGUCCUCCCCCAGUGUCAGAAGGUGCCAAGGCGAUGGUGGCAAAAGACUGUGACGGGUCUCCUGCCCUAAUGUCGGAAGGUGCCAAGGCAAUGCCUAAAGAAGCUGGGGACAUGUCUCCUGCCCCAGUGUCAGAAGGUCCCAAGACGAUGGCUAAAGAAGCGGGUGACAUGUGCCCUCCCCAAGUGUUGAAAGAUGCCAAGGCUAUGGCUAAAGAAGGGGGUGACAUGUGUCCUCCCCCAGUGUCUGAAAGUACCAGGGCAGUGGCUGAAGAAGGGGGUGACGUGGGUCCUCCCCCUGUGUCCGAAGGUGCCAAGGCAGUAGCUGAAGAAGUUUGUGACAUGUGUCCGCCCCCAGUGUCAGAAGUUGCCAAGGCGGUGGCUGAAGAAGUUUGUGACAUGUGUCCUCCCCCAGUGUUGGAAGGAACCAGGGCGGUGACUGAAGAAGGGGGUGACGUGUCCUCCCUCGGUGUCCGAAGGUGCCAAGGAGAUGGCUGAACAAGCUUGUGACCAGUCUUCUGAGGAGUCCCUCAAUCCCCAAGAGCCUCAGGAUGCCAGCCCGACCACCCCGCAGAAGGUGAAGAAGGUGAAGAAUCCGAGGCGCUUCAGCCACUCCAAGCACAGGGACAUUUUGGCCAUCUAUUUCCCCAAGGUGCUGAAGCACAUUCAUUCAGGCCUCAUCCUCUCCCGGUCGACCGUGAGCGUCCUGGACUCCUUUGUCAAGGACAUGUUCCAGCGCAUCACCAACGAGGCCGGCAGCCUGGCCGGCCAGAACCAUCGCUCCACCAUCACCUCCAGAGACAUCCAGGUGGCCGUGGGCCUCCUGCUGCCCGGGGAGAUCUUCAAGCACGCCGUGUACGAGGCCACCAGGGCCCUCAGCCGCUCACAUCCCCGCCAGUGAGCCGACUCUGGGCGCCCUCAGCAGCCAACCCCAAAGGCUCUUUUCAGAGCCAUCACUGGGCCCAAAAUACCUGUAGUGCUGUCAGUACUGCACAGCUCAUGUCUCGGGGUGGGCAAGAGGGUGCCCUGCCCAUCUCCAAGGAUUA
This is a messenger RNA of Ictidomys tridecemlineatus (thirteen-lined ground squirrel), 1133 nucleotides long. The record is from RefSeq and is a predicted model, not a curated record. Lineage: Eukaryota; Metazoa; Chordata; Mammalia; Rodentia; Sciuridae.